Messenger RNA from Carassius carassius (crucian carp), 4950 nucleotides. RefSeq names its product katanin-interacting protein-like. The record is from RefSeq and is a predicted model, not a curated record. Bases 69 to 4676 code for a protein of 1535 amino acids. Lineage: Eukaryota; Metazoa; Chordata; Actinopteri; Cypriniformes; Cyprinidae. The transcript has 27 exons.
ACCAGCCCUCCCUAAAAGCAACAACAGACGCUCCAGCAAGCAAACAGAACUGCGAUUUCAGCUGAGAAAUGUCAUGGACAGAGCUCGGGAGGAGCAGGGGAGGGAAACACUCCUCUGUUGAGGAGAAGCUGGAUGAAUAUUUAAUCAACCUGCAGCAUAAAAACAGGGCGUUGAGAAGACUGCAGAGGAAGGAUCCUCGACAGGCCGAGCUGGAGCUUUUAGAGCAAGGCUUCAAUCUUUACAUCAACGGUGCUCAUGUCAGCCGAUCCAGCAGGAAAAGCAUCCAGCCUUCACUAGCGGCCCAUCCGCCAACACAGAGAAACACACACACUGCAGAGAGUGGAGAGAAGUGUGCGAUAGAUCAACAGAAACAGAGGAGCCAUACAGCGCCGGAGAAAACACAGAGACGACGAUGGGUGCAGGAAUCUGUGUACAUCUGCACUGAGAAAGGAAGUAAAGUGAAGAUUUCACCAGAGCACAGAUAUUCUGAUGACUUUGAGCCAUGCGAGAGUGCGGAUAUGGAGUCUGCUCACGAUGGCAGUAAAGCAUCACGUUCUGUGGGUCUGAGGUCACACAGCGAGCCCGAGCCUGUCGACAGAGUUCUUCUGAAUGCUGACCAGGUCAAGGCCCUGCGAUGCAGCCUGGAGCUGAGCGUCAGACGCAGCAGUCGAGACUCAGCCGGAGAGGAGUCAGAGGAGGAGUGGAUCGAGGAGCAGAUUGAGAGAGAGGAGAGCAGCGACAGCCUUCCUGACCUCACACUUUCUGCCCAACCUACAAGCCAGCCAAUCAGCAAGCAGCUCAGCCAUGGUGACCUCAUCAUGCUGGAAUUCAGCCCUUCCUCACAAGGUGGACGAAAGAUCGAGCGCGCUCUCUCAGCUCAAAGAAAAGACAACGUGGAGUCGUACAUCCCCACCAAACCAGUGACCAUCAGGAGACCGACGGAGAGAACGUCUGGAAGCAGACCGGAGACGUCACGGCCGUGCAGUCGUGUAGAGCGCCCCCUGUCUGCGGCUCGUAAGGUGCAGGAGGAGCCAGAUUCAGAGGAAACGGCUGCCGGUGUGUUUCAAGCCCUGCAGAGAGAAAACACACCGGAGGAGGAGGAGGAGGAGGAGGAUCAGUAUCGGGUUAACAGAGCUAUGCGGAGUAUAUCUCUCAUGGAACCGAGGCAGCAGAAGUGUUUGUUAAAGGCUCUCGAGAGGAUUGAUCUCGCUGACAGCAGCAGCUUCUCUCUGACUCAGAGGGAAGCAUCUCCGCAGGUGACGCCUACUCUUUACGUUAGCAUGGAGAUCCUGUCAAACUGGGGUUACCCGGGUCAGGUGGGGCUCACAGAAGUUCAGUUCUUCUGUCCACAAAAUCACAAACUCUUCGUGUCUCCGCAUGACCUGGACAUUCGCAACACGGAUCAGCCCGGGAAUCUGGCUGCCCUCGUCAACGGAAAAACUAAAACCACAAAAGAGCGUCACAUGUGGACUUGUCCAUUCCAUCCGCCCGUCCAGCUUUAUUUUAUCAUCAGGAAUGUGGAACGAUCUCCAAACUUCAGCAUCUCUCGGAUCAAAAUUUGGAAUUAUAACCACAGCCUUAAUGAUCUGGACAUCGGUGCGCAAUACGUGCGCUUGUACGUGAACAGCACUCUGGUGUUCGAGGGUCAGUUGGAGAAGGGCUGUGGUAACCAGGUCUUUGACUACAGCAGCUCCAUUGAGCUCCAGGAACCACAUCUCCCAGAGUGCACCUCUCCAAGCCCGAUCUCUUCAGGACACAGUCUGCCAGACUGCAGCCCGCAUGAGCCAGAGACUCAGGAGUCGAAUGCUGGUGUUUCAGUGGUAGAAACAAGCCAGGACAAAUCUGAUGUAGUUAACCCUGGAAGCAGUGUGGCAGAAAUGCAGAGAGACUCUCUAGAACGACACGACUCUUCUCCUCUGGACCUCACGUUACCCGCCAGCCGGACGGAGGCGAUGCAGACUGUGACCACACAGACGUCCUCCAGUCGGAUUCCACACUGGCUCCAGACGAUGAAUCGAACCGCAGCCAAUGAUGCUGAAGCGUCUCGGGAACGAGAGCGUCCUCAGUGGCUCCAGGCACAAAACACAACUGAAUCCAAACACUCAGUGCUCCCUGACAUCUCGUGCAAUGCUGUAAGCGCCUGCAAACAGGCCUCCAGCCACAAGGGCCCACACAGAACCGUGUCCAGCGAAUUCAUUUCUGAUUCAUUAGAUUUAGACCCCAAUUUGAGACUGAAUUACAGUUUGCGUGCAGAACAAGAGCAGCACUUGAGCGAUCGGUUGGACCAGGAUUUGGCUCUGUGGGAUGAGCAGUUCGAGCGGACCGAGCGGCCCAUCAGUGGCAGGAGAGGUUCAGCACAAUCUGUGAAGAAAACCCAACCAAAUCGCAUGACCGAGUUCACCACAACAGAGGAAAGCAGCCCAAGGUCCGACUGUAACCGAAGACCGAAACCACAUUGGUGUGAACCGGACGACCCGUUAAUGGAGUCCUGGGACUCGUUAACUAAGUUUAACCAGUGUCAGCGAGGGCGGAUCUCCAACAUGGGGCUGGAGGGAGAUGUUUUUGAUGAGUUUGUUCAGCGUCAGUCUCGUCUGACACCCGUCUCCUCCCAACGCCCCUCUGUUUCAGUGCUCCCUGAUUCUGACGACCCUGAAGACGACCCGGGGGACGAGGAAUUCGAGAUCCCGGUUCUCCCACAGGGUCGCCACUUCGUCAUUAACAUCCUGUCCACGUGGGGCGACCGUCACUACGUCGGCCUCAACGGUAUCGAGAUCUUUUCCUCCAGCGGUGAGCCGGUGACCCCGGUCCACAUCACAGCUGACCCGCCGGACAUCAACAUCCUUCCGGCCUACGGGAAAGAUCCACGAAUCAUUACUAACCUGAUAGAUGGAGCGCACCGGACGCAGGACGAUAUGCACCUCUGGCUCGCCCCAUUCACUCCGGGUCGCAAGCACAUCAUCAGCAUGGAUCUGGGUGUUAGAUGUUCCCUGGCCAUGAUCCGUGUUUGGAAUUACAACAAGUCCAGGAUCCACUCGUUCAGAGGAGCGAGAGAAAUGGAAAUGAUCCUCGACGGCCGUUGUGUCUUCCGAGGGGAGAUCGCCAAAGCUUCAGGAACACUCUCAGGAGAAUUGGAUCAGUUUGGCGAUACCAUCCUGUUCACCACAGAUGAUGAGAUCCUGGAGGCCAUGGCGCAGUUUGAUGACACGUUCGAGGGUGAGAUGGAGAAGGACGGAGCGGGUGAUGAGGACGAGGAUCUACAGCGGCCGCAGACUGCUGACGGUGAAGGAGAGGAGAGACCGUUCACACAAGCCGGGUUCAGGACGGAGGACACACUCAUCCAUAUGGAGCUGGAUCACAUCACUGCAGCCGAAGAGGAAACAACAGGACUUUAUACAGGAAGCAUUGUGCAGCUGAAUCUGCUGUCGUCAUGGGGUGACCCUCACUAUGUGGGACUGACGGGGUUAGAGGUCGUCGGUAAGGGCGGUGAGAGUAUCCCCGUUGAUGUUUCUAUGGCAACAGCGUCACCACGUGACCUCAACGACCUCCCCGAGUACAGCAACGACCUUCGAACCCUAGACAAGUUGUUUGACGGGAUGAACAUCACGACAGAUGAUAAACACAUGUGGCUGAUUCCCUUCUCGUCCAGUUCUGAUCACACGCUCAGCGUGAGGUUCGCUCGGCUGCAGACCAUCGCCGGAUUCAGGAUAUGGAACUACAACAAAUCACCUGAAGACUCUUACAGAGGGGUGAAGGUUAUGCAUGUGUUCUUGGACGGAGCGUGUAUUUCUCCACUCGGGGGGUUUCUCAUUCGCAAGGGUCCGGGGAAUUGCCACUUUGACUUUGCACAGGAGAUUCUGUUCAUAGACUACCUACAGUCCAACACGAGCACAGCCGCCCGUAACAGAUCGCCCGCUACGACCAGCGAGAACACCGAGGAUGUGCACGCUCACUGGGCAGGGAACCGGACAGAUGAGUUGCUCAGUAUGGACUAUGAGGCUCCACUGAUGCCAUGUGGAUUUAUCUUCCAGCUGCAGUUGUUGACGACGUGGGGCGACCUCUACUACAUCGGCCUUAAUGGACUGGAGUUCUACGACCAGAAUGAGCAGAAGAUCCCACUCAGUGACAACAACAUUGCUGCGUUCCCCGACAGCGUGAAUGUGUUAGAUAGCGUGUGUGGUGACAUCCGUACACCUGAUAAACUGAUAGACGGUGUCAAUGACACACACGACGGGCAACACAUGUGGCUUGCACCGGUGCUGCCUGGACUGGUGAACCGUGUCUAUGUCAUCUUUGACCAGCCAAUGACGGUGUCCAUGAUUAAAUUAUGGAAUUAUUCCAAAACCCCUCAGCGAGGAGUCAAAGAAUUUGGGCUCUUAGUUGAUGACUUAUUAGUGUAUAACGGGGUUUUAGAGUGUGUGAAGAACGUUUCUCGGGGAAUUCUCCCAACCCUGGAUCCUGUCGUUCCUUACCAAACCAUACUGUUCACAGACAACACGCAAAUCACACACCGAGAGAAGAGCACAGUUAUCAGCAACCAUGUAGAGUACCAGGAUGUGAAGUUGACCAAUGAGAAUCAGAUCAUUCACCAGCACAAGAAGAAACAGACAGCUGACCCAGCUCUGCGGCCUAAAACCUGCAUGACGAAUGUACGGAGACACGGAAAGCAGCGAUACUGAGAGUACGACGGCAGGGUGCAGGUUUUUUAAAAGCAGGUUAUGUUUUUCUUUUUCUGUCUGGGAACAUUUGGAAAACUCAGUACCUUCACCACACACACACACACACACACACACACACACACACACACACACACUUGAACUGUAUGUUAAAGCUGUAUACAUAACAUUUUUUGCUAUGAUGUUGUUGUAUUAUAUAUAUUGUACGUCUUUUUAAAGUAAGUGUCCUUUGACCAUGUCAUGUGAUUUUGUAUAGAAGUCAAUGCAUACUAACAUG